AAUUAUUGCUUUGCGAUUUCUCGGAAAGGAAUGUACGCCAUCUAUCACUCCGACACUCGAAACACGAAGUGAAAUCGUCGAAUUAUGUAGAAAAAAUAGACACAUUCUUCCAAGCAGGACUAAUUGGAUUACGUUCUUCAGUUUGGACACUUUUUAAGUAUAAAUCACAUCCGUAGGGACGUGAAAAUGGAGGAUACUGAUGAGGAUGUUCCUUCGUCUCCACUACCGCCUGAAUUCAUUAUCAAUGAUCUACCGGAAGAAAUACUGGAGCGUGUGUUAUCCUAUCUUUCCCCAUACAGCGAAGUACAUGUCGCUGCUCGGGUUUGCAAACUGUGGAGACGUCUCAUUCAAGGUGUGAUCUUGAAGCGCAAACAAGCUUUUGUCAAUGCUGCAUGCGAAGGUGUACUGAAAUGGAGUUCUUGCGAAUGUCCAUCCACACCAGUGACUGGGAGAAGCUCUCAUAGCGUGGCUUACGUCAAUGGUAAAAUCUUCUUCUUUGGAGGAUGCUCUGGAUCAAGAACUGCUUUCAAUGACAUGUGGAAUCUUGACCUGAGUACACGAGAAUGGACUCGCGUGCUGGGUUCAGGUUCAUACCCCAGCCCUAAGGGAUCAGCAACCAUGGUCAACUACAAGGGUAACCUGAUCCUCUUUGGCGGACUUGCUCCACCUGUGCCACAUCCCCCUCAUCUUGCACCUCAAAUUUUCAACGAGCUUCAUGUCUACCGCCCUCAUAAGAACAAGUGGUCUUGUGUGGCAACAAGUCCGUCACCCCCACCCAUGGCAGGCCAUUCUGCUAGCAUUAUAGGAAGCAAGAUGGUGGUGUUUGGUGGACUACUGGAUGGGCAACAAAGGUCCAACAGUGUAUGGGUUCUAGAUGUGCAAGAAAUGACCUGGAAAGAGAUAGAGACAAGGAGUCAUGAUAAGCCCAGAGAAAGAUAUGGUCAUGAACAGUUGGUGAUCGAUGAUAAACAUGUUCUAAUCAUUGGAGGCUGUACCUCGUCUCAAGAGGUAAGUCAUAACCAAGCUCCUUUAGAGAUCUUAUCCGAUGCUUGGCUUCUUGAUAUGAGUGGUCCUAAGUGGAAAUGGCAAGAGAUGAGAGUCUGUAAUGAAGAGUUUGCAGCACCACAAAUAUGGCAACAUCCAGCUUGCAAGGUUGGAGACACAGUACUAAUCUACUCCACUCCCAGGCAUCAUAAACCCUAUGGAUUAAAUCGCAAGCGCAACCAUGUGGCCAACACACCGUCCCCCACCAGACCGCAUACAAAACAGACCCAUAUGAGCGGCAGAGACCAAGGUCAAAGUUCACAGCGUGGUCAGAACAAUCUUCAGAGUUUAUUUCGUCGUGGUGAUGGAUCUGGUGGUUCAGGACGAGCUGCUGUGUCAGGUAUUAAGGACAGUAUGAACGGAUGUAGUAAUUGUGAAGUGAACAGUAAUGCUAGAGAUGCUUCAGCAGACAGUGUGAAACCUAAAUACCAUGGUGGUGCCAGGCCUAAAGUUAAGGUCAUUAAUGGAUUGAAAGGACUUACAAAAAGUGUGACAUUAUUUGAUGCAACGUUAACGGAGAGCACAUCAGACAUGGCUUGUUUGACGCUGUUGAAGUGUAAAUGUAGACCUGAAGCACAGGCUAGUCCGUAUCCAUGGCCCACAUCAGGACCACAGCCUAAGAGGUCUACCUUACAGCUUUAUGUGCUAGACAUCAGUCAAGCUACAACUCAAGGACAAGUCAGCUGGCUUCCUGUUCCUGAUUCUACACAUCCAGAUUUCCAUGAAAGACCAAUAUCAGGUGUGGUUCCUAGUCAGCAUGGUCCACCAUCUGAAUCUACCAUCAUGGCUUCACUUACUGCAGCUAGAGGUGAACUGGUUAUGUUUGGUGGACUUGUGGAGAAUCGCAGUCAAAGUUUAUUGAGAGGAAGAGGUUCUAGUGCCUCUUGGGAUUAUAAAGCAGUCAAUAAGAUCUAUUUCUCUUUCUAGUCAUCCUUGCAAUCAAAGAUUUCCCUUCCUGGCUACUGGACUUUGACCUAGCUCUUUGUAGCUCGAUCAUGCCUUCAUAUUUGUAGUUAUAAAUAGGCAUAAACAUAUGAACCCAUUGAAUCUAAUUGAAUAUUGAUGGAAAGUAGAUUCACUUUAAUGUAUUUUGAUGACUAAUCUUCAGGUAAUCUCUGAAGGUCAAACCAACUCUGUAGGAUCAGAAUUUAGUGCUGGGAGCCGAUGUACACCUGUAGCCUACAUGUGCAUUAUCAGUAUGGCCCUCUUCAGAAAUUAACACAUGUAUUAAGUUACAUGUGUGUUUAUUGAAUGCACAAAUGCACAGGAUAUCAAUAUUUUUUGUCAGAUAUAACCAUGAUUUAUUUAAGCAUUACAUGUACCUGGUUAGGAUGCAUGUUCUGAGAUAUGUAGGCUUCAGUAGAAUUUAAUGCCAAAGGCACCAAUGUCCUUUGGCAAGACAUUGAUCUACAUUUGCCACUCUCCACCCGAGUGUUGAAUGGGUACUCGGUAGGCAGGAUGCAAAAGCUAAUGUGCUUAGAUUAGCAAGUGUGCGCUUGUAAAAAUGACGCCUGGCUGGAAUGCUCCCCGGUGAGUGGAGAAUGUCAAUACAUUGUGUCCGGGAAAGCCUGAAUCCGAUGACCAGGGUAAUAAUACAGUAUAUAUCUGUAAAACGCUUGGGAGGGCGUGCGGUCCUGAAAAGCUCAAUGUAAGAACCAACUAUUGUUAUUUAAUGAUAAUAAUAUUAUUGAGUGAAUAGAUUUAAUACACACAAUACAUAAUAAGUCAGAGGAAAAUCAGCCAAUUCUUGAAGUAUUAUUGAUGUUUCUAUUGAUGUACAUUUGCAAUGUCUGUGGCACUGGAAGUAGAACUGUUGAGCCAUGCAAGAAAACGCUGAAAGGCUUUCUCAUAUCAUCAUUGUUAACGAUGAACACAUUAUGACAUUUUAAUACAUCAUAAUUCCUUGGCUCUGCAGAUGAAUACGUAUGCCCUACACGCUUUUUGGCUUUCAAUACAGAUUUGAUUCCAUUGUAAAUUAAUUAUCGGGUAACUUUACCUCCGGACGUCUUCUGUUAAAUCAGUAAUCAAUAUUUCUAGAAUGCUCAUUGUUGGAAGGAAGAAGUGAUAUUGAUACGAUUUCAUUAAAAGUAAAACAUGUUAAGGUGACUUGACUAUCAAAUUAAAAGGCUGAAAGCUAUAAGGGUCAAAAAGCCAGUAUGUACAGAAGAGAAAAUUUGAUUCACUCACUCAGUAAGAACAUGGAACCAACCAUGUUGAACAGCUAACUGUCAAUGCUUGCUUGAUUAAUGUUCUCUAGUCACAUGCUCACGCUGUAUAUCAAGGAAAUAUCUCAAGAAUGUAUGUUGAAAUAAUGCCAGAAUCAUUUAUUCUAUAAACAGUUUAUUGAUAUCUAGAGAGUUUCAUGCAUUCAGAUGUAAUGUUAGUGACCUAGCUUUGCUUCAGUACCUGACUGUAAGUUUGGGAUAUGUGUUUUCUACUUUUUAUCUUUUGUGCAGCUAUUCUGUAGGACGUUUGAAAUCCAGAUAUUAACAAUAAUGUUUAUAAUUAUGAGGAUACGGCAUGGUUUAUCACGGGCUGAGUCACCAUUCUCAUCUUUUUUGCAACUAUACAGAAACCAUUAAUGAUUGUUACUCAUUAGAUACCACUUGUAAUUAUCCACACACACACACACACACACAAACUAGUAUACAUGUACAUGUAUAGUCAGUUCUGUUACUUGUCUAAUGUAAUGCUUACAUUGUGUGCAUUAGCUUCUAUGAUAGAAAUACAGCACAGGGGCUGUGGAUCAUGUUCAUCAUCAUGAAAGACCAUCAUUUAAAGUCGUAAUACUUUAAGAAAGACUUUGAAAAGAAAUAAAGCCUUUUAUUAGCUGUCGCCAUGACACCCUCGAUAUAAAACUAUUUGAAUCUAAAAUUACCCUCCUUGUUGGGAUGAAUGCAUCCUCUUGUAUUGAAUGGAAAGCUAUUACUGCUUCUAGAGAUUAUUUUUGUUUCCAGUAGCUUAGAAGCAUGUACCGGUAUGUGAUCUUUUUUGUGGUUCUGAAGGGGUUAAACAUUGAAGGGUUUAGGGGUCAUUAAAUCUGUGCCAUAUGAUGAUAUUGAUCUGUGCAUUAAGGAUGCAAACUCGUAAUAGGACCUUGCUUUUACCCUCAAGAUUGAAAAUAAUGGUAUUAAUUUGGUUUCCUUUUCUCACAGCCUCUCAAUCACCUUUUCUUUCUUCUUUGUUAUGUUCUUGUUCUUCUUUUCCUCUCUCUUUAUCAUGCUUUUAUCAUUUGUCUUUGAAAACCUUUCUUUCUUUUUGAUAAUUCUGAUUUGUGCAUAUAAUUACAGUCCCUCUGUCUUUUUUUUAUUUUGGUUUCUCUACGACUCUGUCUUUAUCUCGAUCCGUCUUGUGAUCUGUCAAUAUAAACAUCCUGGUUGUGUUCUAUUUCAUUUAUAAGAUUACAUCUUGUUUCGAUCCCUUUACAAGUAUGACUUGAUCUGUAAUUACUUUGAUGAUAAUGUACCUAAUCUGAGAAUGUUGUGUCCAAUGGUUUUCAGAAGUUACAUGCCUGUAUUUUGUGACUUGACCGGUUUACACAUACAUGUAGCAUACCGGUAGAUUCAAAUCAAUAUUGGUUUUAUGACAACUGUGUUCUAAUGGUGAUGAUAUUGAUAAUGAUAUGAAGUUUUGUCUAACAUACUCUGAUUACUCAAGUAUGCGAUUAUAAUAACCUGCAUGUGCUAAUACAUUUGUUAUGAGCCUAACUGGAAUUUGACAAGCUUGUAGUGUGCAUAUUAUGUUGAAAACAUGUAGAUUUAGUUAUAACCACUAUUGUGCAAUUGAUAGGAGCUACAGAAAUGUUAAUAUUAUACAUGUAAGCACUCACUGAAUCUGUAAUGCACCAUAGAAACCAUAUAAAAGUGGAGUAAAUAAUGAAGUUUGCUCAUAAUCAAGAAUGAGUCUGACACAGAUUGACAAUGGCUCAUGGAAAUGUGUGUAUUCCAAUCAAGUACCAAGCUGAUUUAGCAAACUAUGCCUUUUUGAAAUUUCUUUUGGUCAUAGAAAUAUGUCUUUUUGCUGAUGAAAUGUAAUGUAUAGACUCUUAAUACAAACACUUCAUACAAACACUUCAUGCACAAUAGAUAUUGCAUGUAUUAAAGCACAAGUAUAGUCCAGAUUACUUGUACAGAAUAUCAGUAUUUGAAAAUCAUUCAAGUUUCACAAACACAGAGAAUAUAUAUAUAUAUAUAAACAGUCAUUUCAUUAUAAUUGGUCUUCUCAGUAUUUUGUUAUUUAUUUUUUAAGUAUAAUUAUGUACCUCUUUCAAUGUGUUAUUAUUAUUUUGACGGCUUUGGAGGAGUGGGGGGGGGGGGGGGUAGGGCAUUGCCGUUAAGAUGGAUUUAAGCAAAAAAGAAAUGUUCAAACUCGUGUUUUUUCUUUCUAAAUCAGUCUUACAGUGUAUUGGGUUGUGGUUGCUUUGUCUUGCCAAGGGUAUUAACCAUUGAACAGCUUUUCAUUUGAGCAAACCAUCUAUAUUUUGUUGUAUUUUUACAUUAAAUAUUUUGAAUUCUAAGAAGUAGAUUACAGCUAUACAUUGUUAGGAGAAUGUAAAAUAAAAUGCUGAAUUGCUGAUAAUAGAGCGAAUCGAGUUGCAUUAUUAUGCUAUAUCAACCCAUCAAAACAAGACAGAGAUAAGUUUUCUUGCUGGUAGUAACACAUUAAUACCACAAUGUAAAGUGAAACUCAAAGACAAUCUCUUUGUACAGAUGUGAAAUAAAACAAGUCUUCUUAUAUAUAUAUAUAUAUAUAUAUACAUACAUAUAUAUAUAUAUAUAUAUAUAUAUAUAUAUAUUUUCGCUUCCGGGGUUGGGGCCAUAGCAUGUGUCACACAAAAGUCUGUAUUCUACUAAUUCAAUUUAACCCAACCCGAGUUUAAGAUUACAUAGACUUCGGUCUAAUUUCCUUUAUAAAUCAAACCAUAAUUUUAACUAAAAGCUUAAACCCAACACCAGGUUUAUAUUUGAGAAGAAUACACAGCUACCAGUUUGAAAUGUUCCUUUUCAAACAUUUUGCAAUCUAUUGAAGAAAAAAAUGCAAUGUAUAACAUGCCUGAUGGAUUUGUUACUGAAACAAAAAAUAUAUAUUUACUUUACUAAAUACAUGCAAAUAAGUAUGUUUCAUAUUGUAAGAUAUAUUGCAAUGUAUUUCAAUGCAUAAAGUCAAAGAUUAGAUGGUGUUAAUGCAUUCAAAUAGGCAAUCCAGUAGCAUUGUUUUAUUCAGAUUGAAGAAAUUUUAAAAUAAUUUCAACAAAAUGUGUAAAAAAAUUAUGUAUCUCAACUUCAUAUACUCAAAUGUCAACGUAGAUCUUGUGUAUUAUAGUACAUUCACACUGUAAAGUGAAUUAUUAUUCUUGUAAAAGUGCUGUUUUCAUUAAAAUUUCUAAAUGUAACAUAAUAUGAACUUGCUUUGAACCCCACUUUGUAGAGUGUCUCAGUAAUAUUUUAAGUAAUUUACAUGGCACGCAGAUGUAUUUGAACAUUUUCACAUGCAUGCAGGUGAAAGGAAAGAUUCUCCUGGUGCAAAUUUGGUGGUUAAACAUUAAAUAAAAUAUUGUACCAGGACUUAGUCCCAUUUCAAGAAGAGAA
Messenger RNA from Strongylocentrotus purpuratus (purple sea urchin), 6632 nucleotides. RefSeq names its product F-box only protein 42. Gene Ontology annotation, molecular function: protein binding. The record is from RefSeq and is a predicted model, not a curated record. The transcript is spliced from 7 exons. Lineage: Eukaryota; Metazoa; Echinodermata; Echinoidea; Camarodonta; Strongylocentrotidae. The coding region runs from base 187 to 1971 and encodes 594 amino acids.